Molecule: messenger RNA, 4945 nt
Organism: Haemorhous mexicanus (house finch)
Lineage: Eukaryota; Metazoa; Chordata; Aves; Passeriformes; Fringillidae
Gene: RNLS
Product: renalase, FAD dependent amine oxidase
Exons: 7
Coding region: 39-1097 (352 amino acids)
Cellular component (GO): extracellular region
Molecular function (GO): oxidoreductase activity, acting on NAD(P)H
Source: RefSeq, a predicted model, not a curated record
GGCGUGUCGCUGUCGGUGUCCGGUGCCGGUGCCGGGCCAUGGCGCGGGUGCUGGUGGUGGGCGCGGGGCUGACGGGCGCGGCGGGCGCGGCGCUGCUGCGCGGGGCCCCGCGGGGACAAGUGGCCGUGUGGGACAAGGCGAGGGGCGCAGGGGGCCGCAUGAGCACGACCCGCGCCGACCGCGGCAGCGCCGACCUGGGCGCGCAGUUCGUCACCUGCGAGCCGGAGCUGGCGGGGCCGCGGCUCAGCUUCUACGAGGAGCUUGUCACUCACGGCAUCCUGAAGCCACUGACGGCUCCCGUGGAAGGAAUGGUGGUGAGAGAAGGCUCCUGUAAUUUCGUGGCACCCCAGGGCAUCUCCUCGGUGGUCAAGUACUAUUUGGAGCAGUCAGGUGCAGACGUGUCCUAUGAGCAGCAGGUCACUGACAUUUCCCUGCGGGAUGGCAGGUGGGAAGUCUCCAGGAAAGCUGGGCCCCCGGAGCACUUCGAUGUGGUAAUUCUCACCAUGCCUGUCCCACAGAUUCUCCAGCUGCAGGGUGACAUUGUGAGCAUAAUUAAUGAAAGUCAAAAGCAGCAACUGGAAUCUGUGAGCUACUCAUCCCGCUACGCCCUGGGACUGUUUUAUGAGGCUGGCACAGGGAUUGGUGUCCCCUGGGCUGCUCGCUACGUCGCCGACAAUCCCUGCGUGCGCUUCAUCUCCAUCGAUAACAAGAAGCGCAAUAUAGAGUCUCCUGAAGUUGGGCCCUCAGUCGUGGUGCACACCACUGUGACCUUUGGCAGCGAGCACCUGGACUCAGACCCUGCAGAGGUGCAGCAGAUCAUUCUCAGCCACCUGCAGAGGAUCAUGCCCUCCCUGCCUCAACCAAGCAGCAUCAAGUGCCAGAGAUGGAGAUACUCCCAGGUUACCAGAGCUGUGCCCAAUUGUCCAGGACAGAUGAUUCUUCACACUCAGCCUCUCCUGAUCUGUGGGGGUGAUGGAUUCACUCGUUCCAACUUUGAUGGCUGCAUAGAGUCUGCCAUGAGCCUUGCAGAGGCUGUGAAGCCUCAUCUACAGCAAUUUCAAACUCAGGCUGCUCAACUUCCUCUAGAUUUGUUAUGAAUUUUGCUGUGAUGGAUCAAAUUUGAGUUUAACAUGAACAUCGUCUUGCAAAAAAAAAAAAAACCAAACAAAUAAAGGAAGAUGUAUCAGAGCCCUGGAAUAAUUAUUGGGAUGGAAUUAAAUUGAGUUUUCCAGGAUCUGUGCUCAGAGUGGUUACUUUGAUUAAAAUAAGACUUUCCCUGGCUGUAGGCAGAGGCACAGAGCUCCAGCACUCUUGCCAGGUCUCCUGAUACUUUUACAGCCCAUGAAAAUUAUGUCAAGGAGAGGAGCCUGACUUGAAGCAGCACAAAAAUCCAUGAAGCUGCAGAGUUUAUUCCUUGGAAGCUCCUUAUUUUCUCCUUGUCCUAGUGCCUGGGAAUGGCUUCCCACUGCCAGAGGGCAGGGAGGGAUGGGAUAUUGGGAAGGAAUUGUUCCCUGGCAGGGUGGGCAGGCCCUGGCACAGGGUGCCCAGAGCAGCUGUGGCUGCCCCUGGAUCCCUGGCAGUGCCCAAGGCCAGGUUGGACAAGGCUUGGAGCAGCCUGGGACAGUGGGAAGUGUCCCUGCCAUGGCAGGGGAUGGGUUCAGAAAUUCCUCAGAAAUUAAGCAAGAAAUAAUUUAUUUAUUCUAAAUUGCAUUUUAACUUGCCCUUCCUCUUCAACCACGUGUCACAAGUCUAGUACCCCUCUACCAUAGCACUGAAAAUAACAAAAUAGAGCAGACAGGAUUUAAACCAUUAGAGGAGUACAAUUCAGCCUCUGGUUUUCUUAUUUUACCCCUGUAUUUCACCCAAAUCUGACGUCCUGUAUCACACCAGCUGACCACUGUGAUUUACUGCUGCCUUUGGCCAGUUCUUGUGGAGUAUUUUAAGUGACACUAAGAAUUUAAGACUGAUUAAUUUUAAAAGUAGGCAGAAAACUGGAUGUGAGGCGUUCUUUGGCUCAAUGAUUGUUCUCUCAAGAGCUGUGAUGCUCUUUCAGGGGCUUUGUAUCAGCAGCAGCCUCUGACACCAGCAGUGAGAGACCAGUGCAGAUGUCUCUGACUCCUCCUUUCAGCAAUCUCUCAGCUUUGAUCACCCUGACGCCUCCAAGUACCCAAAUCAAGGAUUCAGAGAUGGUUUUUGAGUCAGGAGAUUUUCAGUUUGGAGCUUUUUCAAAUCCUGCUGAGUCUCAAAUUGGUCCUUCCUCAGAUCCCAGGGUCCCUGAGGCUGGAAAAUCCCUGCCAGCCCACGGAGUCCCAGCUGUGCCCAGUGCCCACCUUGUCCCCAGCCCAGAGCACUGAGUGCCACCUCCAGCCCUUCCUGGGACACCUCCAGGGAUGGGCACUGCAAAGCUCCCUGGGCAGCCCCUGCCAAGGCCUGAGCACCCUUUCCAUGAAGAAAUUCCUGCUGAAAAUAUCAUGCCAGGUCACCAGUUCUGCAGCAUCCCUCCAGGUUAAGAUGAUUUAGGUAAAACCUGCCUGGGUUUUUUUUUAAGGUGGAGAGGAAAAGUUGUUGGAUGUGUUCCUCUGGGCAGCAGGAAUGCUGGGAGUAGGGAGAUGUGGAAUUCUCUCACAGGGUGAUGUUUCAAAGAGCCCACUGUGUCCAGAAGGGUGGCAACAGAAGAGACUUGUCUGCUUGAUUUCCUGGGGUUUUCCCUGAUUUUUGAUUAACUGGCAGAUCCCUCCAUCCCAGCAGCUCUCUCCUUGCUCCCAGACAAUGGGGAUGGCUGUGUCUGCUCUCAUCUGUGCCACAAGCACAGCCUGAAGUGGGACUGGAGCCUCCCAGCUCCCAGACCACGGUGUUCUUGUCUUCCUCAUCACAAGGAAAGCCAGGCCCAUGGGUUCUCAAAGCCCUCCAGCUCCCAGCUGUGGUGACUUCCACCCAGGGAACAUCCCAUGGCAGGGCUGGCCCGUGGCACCCUGUGCAGCCACUGCUCUUUCUCUGGAAUCAGGGAAUAUGGGAACAGAGCUGCAAUGCAUGGAUCUGCCAUCAAAAGUCACAUCCAUGCAGGGAAAAUCCCAGGAAAUCAACCAGACAAGUCUCUUCUGUCUCCAGAGACCUGGGCUGUGGUUUUACACAAGCAUAUGAAAAUAAUUUAAGAGAUUAAUUUAGUUUUGGAGACUUGGGGGUUUUUGCAUUGAGGUUUUUUUUUUUUUUUAAUUAUUUUUAAAAGUCAGCUGCAGGUGGGAGGUGCUGCCCAGCUGAAAGCACCCCUGUGACCACAUUUCCUCUUGGUGGAGGGGCAGCCUUGUGCUGGUGCAGCCCCAGACUCAAAGCAGAGGUCUCUGCUGCUGCAGUGUCACCAGCCUGGGGUGUGACACUGCCAGAGGAGUUUCCUCCUUGAGACGGUGCAAGGAAGAGGAACUUGACCCUGUGCCACCCUGACUGUGUCUGGGUCACCAUCCCCAGCCUGGCACCUGUGGCUGCCUGGGCCAGGGCAGCGUUUGCUGGGCUGCAGAUUCCAGAGUGACCAGCUCCAGGGGGACGGUGACAGGGCACAGGGGGGCUGUGACAUGCCAUUAGGAGGCUGUGCUGGACCCAGCAGCCCAGCUGCUCCCUGGGGAGGACCAGGGCUCUCUCUGAGCACCCUGAGCCCCUGUGCAGAGAUUUUCCUGGAGCCAGAGCCGGUUUUGCCUCUAAUCCAUCCCCUGGCUCAGCUGUGCUGUCCCUAAGCCGCUUUGUGUGGCAGAGCUGGAGCCCUGAAAUCCCAGAGCCUUCUGCUGCUGCUGUGCCCUGAUCACUGCAGCUCCUCCCUGUCACCCUCCUUGGGAUUUGGGAUUCAUUCCCACUCUCAGGGGGCACCUCCAUGGGACACAGGGCAGUCCCUUUGCUGAGGAGGAGGAGGGAGAGUGACUGGCUUCAUUUUCAAGAAGAUCCAAGCAAAAUUUCUCCCCUGGAGGUAAAUAAACUGAAGCAGGGGGAGAGUUAUGGCUUGCUGGAGUCCCAAAUGCAAGGAGCUCUCAGAGCUUUGGGCAUGUAAGGCCAGGCUUGGAAUUAAACCCAGGAUUUGAUCUGAGACCUCAGAAAAGGCUUCCAAACUUAGGUGCUAGAAGGGAGAAUGUGGAUUUAUAGCUUAAAGCAGAGACACAUUAAGGUAAAAAGAAGAAAGUUUAGAGUUUUAAAGAUAUAAAAAUGGAAGUAGUUACAAGGGUAAGCAAGAAGUUUAGAAUGCAGUGCUGUAAAUUUAUGUGUCACACCAUGAUUGGCUAAGAAAACUUACACAGUAACAUGAGUCUAUAAGACAAAAUAUUUAAAGAUUAAGUAAAAAACAAAGAUAUCCUUGUUUUCUUAGUCAAUAAGUCCUUAAAAAGUCUUGUAACUAGGGGUCUUGUGAUCUUCUAAACCAUACAAUAAAGAUGUGAACCAAACUCACCCUUCCUACCUAUGUAAAAGAUUAAAAAAAAAAAUAAACUACAUCAUCAAAACCAAUUCAGGAGUCCCAUCUCUAACUCAUUCAAAAAUCCCCAAAAUGGCUCAACCUCAGGGGAGAAAUUUCAUGUUGGGUAAAUGAGGUGCAGAGCACGUGGCUGUCAUCUUAGAGGUUGUGGUGAUGGAGCCCCUGGAGACCCUUGGAAAGGCUUCUGGUCCUUUCCUAGUUUUCAUCCCACAGAAAAACCCAGCCAGGUGUGUGUGGCUGUCACCUGUCACCCUGAUUUUUUAAGAUUUUCUAAGCCUUCUUAUUCUUACACUCUUGUAAUGAACUUUCUCACACACUUUCUGUAAAUAACUUAUUGUUUUGCAUUCUUUCAUGGAGGAGGAGAAAUUUGAUGGACUCUUGGUUUGUCCAUUGUCAUUGGAGAGGAGACACUUUCACCCUCCAAUCCACUGUCACUUUUGGAAAUCUAUAAAUGUUGGAGUCAGAAAAAUAAAGGUUCCCUUUUUACCUUGGAAA